Messenger RNA from Tripterygium wilfordii, 1111 nucleotides. RefSeq lists its product as uncharacterized. Lineage: Eukaryota; Viridiplantae; Streptophyta; Magnoliopsida; Celastrales; Celastraceae. The transcript is spliced from 7 exons. Gene Ontology annotation, molecular function: protein phosphatase inhibitor activity. The record is from RefSeq and is a predicted model, not a curated record. The coding region runs from base 335 to 682 and encodes 115 amino acids. Gene Ontology annotation, cellular component: cytoplasm.
AAUGUCAUUCUUCCUUAGCCCAAAUCUCACAUGUUUGAUAGAGUUGCGGGAUCUUGUAUGUGAGAGGGGAUUUACCAGGCUGUGAGCAGCGGUGGUGGGUAAAUAGCAAGACGCAGAUCUACCGUCGUUUUAGUUGGGUCCCUUGUCUUGUGAUUGUGGCUUUGUGCCUCUGUCCUUCUGCGGACAUACAGAUCAUCCUCUCUUUCAGCUUCUUCCUCAGCUCGAUUCGUACACAGGAAUUCGAACCCUAAUCCACAUCCAAGAAGAACUGUUGCACUCGCAGGUACAAGAAAGCUGCUCUUUCUUGAGUGGUGCAAGUUGCAUAAUAUCAGGCAUGGAGGAUGUUAAAGAGCAAGAAAAAGUAGAUGGAAAUUGCCAAGAGUAUGAAAAGUCCAUGCCAUCAUCUAAAGAGGAGGAGGCAGCACUAAAGAAGAAAUAUGGAGGAAUCGUGCCCAAGAAACCACCACUAAUUUCUAAGGACCAUGAACGUGCUUAUUUUGAUUCUGCUGAUUGGGCACUUGGAAAGCAAGGGGUAGCAAAGCCCAAGGGACCUCUUGAAGCCCUUCGACCCAAGUUGCAGCCCACACAACAGCAGACACGAUACCGGAAGUCUCCUUAUGCCCCAUCAGAUGGUGAAGAUGCGGGCAGUGCUCCAUCUGAGGAGACAGCUGCGAAUGAAUGAGGGACUGAUGCUAGCUUUUAAUUGUGUGGGUGACUGCUGAUUGUUGCCCUAAUACUCGUAUAGGUAAAUGAGUUAGAAUUCAACUGUUGUUUCUGAGAAUAAGGUUGGUAAUGAUGUUUCAAUAUCACCUAAAAAGAAGCAAGCGACGACAUUUAUGCAAUUGAGACCCAUGGAACCCAAUUUCCCUCAGUUUUCUUCGGUGGUUUUGCGACUUCUCUGACAUGGGACAUUAGUUCUUGUCUUUUAUGAUCAAAGAGCGUACUAGAGGAAAUGAAAAAGGACCCUUGUGAAUCCUUAAUCAUUCGACCUUUGUUCCAUAAUUAUUAUCAUUUGAAUGUUUUUUUUUCCUCUUUCAGAAACUGAAUGGACAACUUGUAUUUCAAAUAUUGCGGUGUUUGGUCAUUUGGUGCAAAAUGCAUGUUUUUGUGU